AUGUGGGCAGUAUUGCAAGUGGACGGAUGCAUCCCCCGGGACCUCUCCACGGAUGGCGUCCUUCAUCCCUCGCUGGCCCCCUCUCGCGAUAACAUUGACGAAGACUCCACCCCCACGCUGGAGGUCAUCGUGGCCAUGUCGCCCGAGGUGACGGUGAACACGGCGGACGGAGGACAAGCGGCCCAUAUGGCACCGCACAUGGUGUAUAUCUCGUCCGCACCGACAUCACGCCAGGAUAUCCCUUUUACCGAUCGACUGGUUGCUCCGGCCGACAGCCUCAUGUUCAACACGCCCUGGCUGUGGACAGACCCGGGCCAGCUGGUAGACAUGGACGGUAUUGGUUAUCAGGAGUCGGAACCGGCAAUGGGUGAUAUCGAGGGCUUCUCUACGUGGUGGGAUUUUGGAAACUUGUAG
Messenger RNA from Aspergillus melleus, 414 nucleotides. RefSeq lists its product as uncharacterized. The record is from RefSeq and is a predicted model, not a curated record. NCBI's taxonomy places the organism in Eukaryota, Fungi, Ascomycota, Eurotiomycetes, Eurotiales, Aspergillaceae. Bases 1 to 414 code for a protein of 137 amino acids. The transcript has a single exon.